This is a messenger RNA of Sipha flava (yellow sugarcane aphid), 1568 nucleotides long. Its product is annotated as UBX domain-containing protein 6-like. Gene Ontology annotation, cellular component: cytoplasm. The record is from RefSeq and is a predicted model, not a curated record. NCBI's taxonomy places the organism in Eukaryota, Metazoa, Arthropoda, Insecta, Hemiptera, Aphididae. The coding region runs from base 167 to 1480 and encodes 437 amino acids. The transcript has 7 exons. Gene Ontology annotation, molecular function: protein binding.
UCCUGGUGCUGUUCGAGUGUCUGCUCCUUGUGUUGUUAAUUUUCAUUUGGUCUAAGUAUAGCAGUGAUAUAUACGAGCGCUUCUUGUUGAAUGAGACAAUUGUCGAUGAAUUGAAAGAGGACGUAUCGCAGUUAAAAUUACCUAAGUCAUACACGCCUCGUAUAUAAUGAGCGAAAAGCUGAAAAAAUUUUUCCAAAAAAAGAAAGCUGAUGUCAAGUUCAAAAGAGCUGGACCAGGUCAUCGUCUCAAUGAAGACACUACACCAAAGAAUGUUGCAAAAGCUGGUGAAUCAUCACGUACUAGUCGAAUUGAACCUACUGAUGAAGCCAAACAAGCAGCAGCUGCUGCAUUGGCUAGGUUUGAGAAUAAAAAGACAACCACUGGUCCAAUAAAUAUUUCUUUGGCUGCUAUUAAGUCAAGAGCUCGAAAAGAAAUGGAGGCAGAAAAAAAAAAUGAAGAAAAUAAAGAUACAUUCACGCAUUCAGAAGAAGCUAGUGUUAAUUCUGAAGUUCCUGGGCUUUUGGCUACUAAUGGGGUUUUUUUUCAAUGUCCAAUGAUAGGUUUGGAAGUUUUGCCUGAAGGAGAAUGGCAUAUAAAAAUAGAAGAAUUUAUUAAAGAGCAGAUGAAAGAUGACCCUAUAUUACAAUCAAUCCUAUUAAUUCAAAACUGUAACCAUAAUAGAUCAAAGGUGGAAGAAUGCAUUAAGUUACUGGUAACUUAUGCAGAAAAUAUAAUUAGGAAUAAAGACGAAGAAAAAUAUCGUAAAAUUAGAUUAAUAAAUAAAACAUUUAAGGAAAAAGUGUUGCCUAUAAAAGGAGCAAUUCAGUUCCUUGAAUCAAUUGGGUUUGUGAGAAAAACACUAUUGUACCAAGACCAAGAAGAAGAUUUCUUAGUUUUUCCUGAAGAUUGCUUAGAUAAUUUAGCCUUGGUUCAAAGCACUGUUGAUGAUCUACAAUCAGCAGAACGCAUACAGCUGGUCUUGGAUAGAAAUGUUCAAGUUCUUCUACCAUCACAAGCAUCAAAACAAGUGUCUUUACCUCCAGAAUUUUUUGCAUUAUCUACUACAGAAUUAAAAAUGGAACAUCAAAAAAGGGCUGCAAAACUGGAAAAUGAUAUGAUUCUCAAAACAAAAAAUAUGCGGAUGAAAGAACAAAAUAAGUCCCAAUCAAAUUAUAAAUACUGUUUAAUUCGAGUGAAGUAUCCAGACUGUUUAAUUUUACAAGGAACAUUUGGUGUCAAUGAGCAUUUUUCUGAUGUAUUAGAAUUUGUAAAAGAGAGUGUAUUUGAUGAAGAACGACCAUUCAAAUUGAAACUUUUUGGUGGACGUACAUUUAGUCAUGAUGACGAGAAUAUGACAUUAAGUGAAUUGAGCUUAGUCCCUACUUCUGUUUUACUAUUUACUAAUGAUCCACCUGACAAUGAUCAAGAACAUCCAUAUUUGAAAGAUGAGCUUAUGUCAUUGGUGCAGGACACCUUAUAAUACAUCUUGGUUUUCAACCUAUUGUGAUACAUUUUGAAUAACUAUUUUUUUUUUUUUUUGUUGUAUUGUAUACAUUAUUUGGAUAAAA